Messenger RNA from Nanorana parkeri, 3274 nucleotides. RefSeq names its product slingshot protein phosphatase 1 (gene SSH1). Gene Ontology annotation, biological process: negative regulation of actin filament polymerization; protein dephosphorylation; actin cytoskeleton organization. NCBI's taxonomy places the organism in Eukaryota, Metazoa, Chordata, Amphibia, Anura, Dicroglossidae. The record is from RefSeq and is a predicted model, not a curated record. Gene Ontology annotation, molecular function: protein tyrosine/serine/threonine phosphatase activity; actin binding. Gene Ontology annotation, cellular component: cytoplasm. Bases 9 to 2993 code for a protein of 994 amino acids. The transcript has 15 exons.
CAGCAACCAUGGCCCUGGUCACCCUACAGCGAUCCCCGACCCCCAGUGCUGCCUCCUCGGCCAGUACUAGCGAGGAAUUUGGGAAUGAUGAUGAUCGGAAAACUAAUCUAAGUUUGAGCGACAGCUUUUUUAUGGUGAAGGGUGCUGCCCUCUUCCUGCAGCAGGGAAACAGCUACCAAGGACAAAGGAGUCUUCAACACUUGCACAAGAAUGCUGGAGAUCUACCUCAACACCUCCAGGUGGUGAUUAAUCUUCUCCGUUCUGAGGAUCGUAUCAAACUGGCUGUGCGUCUGGAGAGCAGCUGGUCAGAUCGUGUACGUUAUAUGGUCGUGGUGUACAGUAGUGGACGGCAAGAUACGGAAGAGAAUAUACUUCUGGGGGUGGAUUUUGCCAGUAAAGAGAGCAAAAGUUGCACUAUCGGGAUGGUUCUGCACUUGUGGAGUGACACCACCAUUCACAUGGAUGGGGAUGGUGGGUUUAGUGUCAACACUGCGGGAAGAACCCAUGUGUUCAAACCGGUAUCUGUCCAAGCCAUGUGGUCAGCACUUCAAGUCCUGCACAAGGCCUGUGAAGUUGCCAGACGAUACAACUACUUUCUUGGAGGGCUGGCUCUUGUGUGGGCCUCGUACUAUGAGAGCUGUAUAUGCUCUGACCAAAGCUGCAUCAAUGAGUGGAACACCAUGCAGGACCUGGAGUCCACUCGGCCAGACUCCCCCAUUCUCUUCAUGGAGAAGCCAAAUGAAGGUGAAAGGACUGAAUGGGUCAUCAAAGCAACUUUGCGGAGUAUCAUGAUGGGCAAAGACUUGGAAAAUGUGACUUGUAAAGAAAUUCGAAAUGAGCUAGAGAAGAAGCUGAGCUGCAAUUUAAAAGAGUACAAAGAAUACAUAGACAACGAGAUGCUGCUGAUUUUGGGACAAAUGGAUAAAGCGUCUCUUAUAUUUGAUUACCUUUACUUGGGAUCUGAAUGGAAUGCAUCAAACCUGGAGGAACUCCACAACGCUGGAGUUGGCUACAUACUUAAUGUGACGAGAGAGAUAGACAACUUCUUUCCUGGCCUUUUUGCCUAUCAUAACAUUCGUGUUUAUGAUGAGGAGAGCACUGACCUGCUGUCCCACUGGAAUGAUGCCUAUAACUUCAUUAACAAAGCAAAGAAAAAUAAUUCCAAGUGUCUAGUGCACUGUAAAAUGGGAGUCAGUCGCUCAGCUUCUACAGUCAUUGCUUAUGCCAUGAAAGAGUAUGGCUGGUCCAUGGAGAACGCAUACAGUUAUGUCAAACAAAGGCGCAGUGUCACCAGACCAAAUUCCGGUUUUAUGCGUCAACUCUUGGAGUAUGAGGGAAUCCUUGAUGCCAGUAAACAACGACACAACAAAUUGUGGAGGCAACAAGUGGACCAGGAUAUCCCUCAAACUGACUUAGAAGAUAUCUUUCCGACAACAUUUCAGGCCAAUAACAUGGAGACUGAUCUUGAAUACAGAAUAAAUGAUGAUGAUGAUGCGCAUCCAGUUAUGUCUGAAAAAAGAUGUUGUGGGACUCUUACUAGCACUCAUGAACUAUUUGAGCCACCAAAUGUGAUGCUUGAAGUGGAGGAGCUGGAGAAAGAUGCCCUUCUGGAAGACGCCCCAUUUCCAGAGCCAUACUGCACAGUUGAAGCCAAAGAGAAAAGUGAUUUUGAUUUCAGAACGUUGGAGGUGAGAAAGAAGCUGUAUUUUGAAGGCACCUUAACACCCCCAAAUUUUGGUGAUGAUCUAAAAUCAACCGAAUAUGGGAGUAAGAAUCAGGUUGCUGCCUUAGAAUGUAACGGAGAGGAACUGCGAGCAAGCAAGGAUUUCUAUAAUUGCAGCAGCAAGAGAAGUUGCCCGAAAGACAGUGAGGAGGAUGCCAUUUUUGGAAUCCUGAGCAAAGUUAAACCUCGAUAUCCUUCUUGCACAGACUGUAUGUACCCAUCAACUGCCAUGACAUCUGACGCAUAUGAAGAACCUCAGCAGCUGGAUUCUGCUGAAACCCCAACCGUGUGCAGUCAGCCCGCACUUCUACAGCAUAUGACUUCGGUAGUGUUAAACAGGAUGCAUGGGGACACAUUUUCUAAAGGAGCACAAAUACCAAUGGACUCGCAAGACUAUAAUGCAUCUCCUUCAAAAACUGAUCAGAACUUCAACGAUUCAGUUGAAUUAAAUGAUGUAUUUGGUCAAGUAGGUUCUUAUGAAAACCUUGCUUCUAAAAGGGAUUCCAAACCUGCUAAGGAUCUCAAGUAUUUAUUUUUCAGCAAAGAAUUGGAAAAACCUGCCAUGCAUAGCUAUUUAAUGCAGCACCAGGAAUCCAUUAUUCAGCUACAAAAAGCUGGGUUGGUCAGAAAACAUACCAAAGAACUGGAACGUCUAAGGAGUGAAAGCUCUUCUGUGAUUAAAGAAUGUCCCCUAGACAAAACAGAUUCCAGUAGUUAUAUAGAUGGUGAGGGACAAGCGGAGUCUGGUAAGACUAAUAAAGAGCCGAAAGAUUUUGAAAAACUAGAAGUGGCUGAUGUAUUGGAGAUGGGGUUUAUAAAAACUUCUACUCCUAGCUCUUGUAAAAUGGAUUUAAUGAGUAGCUAUACAAAAGACUUUCUAAAGACCAUUUGCUAUACACCAACGUCCUCUUCUAUUAGUUCCAAUCUCACCCGAAGUUCAAGCAGUGACAGCAUUCACAGCGUACGUGGCAAACCAGGACUUGUUAAACAGAGGACUCAAGAGAUUGAAACAAGGAUGCGCCUGGCAGGUCUUACUCUUUCGUCCCCUCUGAAGAGAUCUCACUCUCUUGCCAAACUGGGAAGUUUAAAUUUUUCAUGUGAUGACCUGUCGUGUGAUGCAGAUCAUUUCCCAAAGAUCGACUAUAAAAGCACUAGUUUUAGAGACCACAGUGUCUGUACAGAAACCCCAUCAUCAUCAGGGACAACCGAAACCACAUCAGGUCACAUGGAAUCCACUAGCUCAUCCAUCACUGAGACAGAUCAAAGAUGAUGCUUUUCUUUUAAUGUUUACUUUCUAUAGCCAUUGUUGCUUUUAUUGUACAUCUGAACACAAUGUGAGGUAUGGGUCUGUGGGACUCCAGAACGUGUUGCUUUUAAACCCAUGGCACAUUUUCGCGGCUAUAACUGUACAAAUAAGAGAAUAUUUUGUGACAAUAUUUACUUUCUUGUUUCUUAAUUUUGUUAUAUGUUUCCUAUUUUAUUGCUACUGCCAAGAAAGGUACUAUUUUGUAUUUAAUUUCUGAUUGAGAUCCACAAAAGCUUGUGGAGAAA